Molecule: messenger RNA, 1073 nt
Organism: Zea mays
Lineage: Eukaryota; Viridiplantae; Streptophyta; Magnoliopsida; Poales; Poaceae
Exons: 1
Coding region: 112-867 (251 amino acids)
Biological process (GO): defense response to other organism
Cellular component (GO): plasma membrane
Source: RefSeq, marked validated
AUAGCUCAAGCGAUCGAGUCGUGCAGCGGCUGCUUGCGUUCGUGCAUUUUUCGUACAGGACCGCGCGCGCCGCGGGUUUGAGAGGAGCGCGUGCACACGUACGAUACGAGCAUGGCAGACUACCACAGGAUCCACCCAGUGAGCGCGGGCUCGCCGCCGCCGCCGUCCGCGCCGCCGGAGCAGGCGUCGAGGAGCGGCAAGAAACCCAGCCACGACCAGCUGCCGGUGACAGCCCCUGCCCCGGCGCCGCCGCCCCCGCCCCCGCCCCCGCCGUCGCGGCGCAAGCGCAGCCGCUGCUGCCGGUGCGUGUGCUACACCGUCCUCGCCCUCGUUUUGCUCGCCGUUGCGCUGGGCGCCACCGCGGGGAUCCUGUACCUGGUGUUCCGGCCCAAGAUCCCGACGUUCCACGUGGACCGCCUGACGGUGACCCGCUUCGACGUGAACGGCACGUCGGCCACGGUGACCGACGCGUUCGACGUGGACGUGACGGCCGACAACCCGAACCGCCGCAUCGGGAUCUACUACGACGGCGGCGACGUGACGGCGUCCUUCAACGGCACCGUGCUGUGCAGCGGCGCCUUCCCGGCGCUGUACCAGGGCCACCGCACCACCGUGCACCCGCGCAUCUCGCUCGCGGGGGAGACGCGGCUCGACAGCGCCGUCGCGGCGCAGCUGCUGCAGCAGCGGGCGGCCGGGUUCGUGCCGCUCACCGUGCGGGCCCGCGUGCCCAUCCGCAUCAAGUUCGGCGCCGUCAGGCUGUGGACGAUGACGGGCAAGGCAAACUGCAACCUGGUGGUGGACAAUAUCCAGGCAGGCACGCAGCUGAGCAUCCGCUCCAAUUCCUGCACUUUUAAGCUUAAGAUCUAGAUGCGCCUUCCUUUGUCGGCCAUGCAUGGUUGUUGCCUCCAAUGACUACGGCUACGGGGGUGGUAGUGGUAGAGGUGUACAGUACAUUCUUUUCGGCACCUGUAUCCAUAGCUUAAUUGAUGGCUGUAAUAAAUAACAUCCGAUAUGCAUACUAUUUUGCUAUGAGAUUAUUUAUUAUAUAAUAAAUAUUAUUUAUAUAAUAAAGC